This is a messenger RNA of Torulaspora globosa, 984 nucleotides long. RefSeq names its product WD-repeat containing protein SWD2 (gene SWD2). Gene Ontology annotation, cellular component: Set1C/COMPASS complex. Gene Ontology annotation, molecular function: protein binding; chromatin binding. The transcript has a single exon. The record is from RefSeq and is a predicted model, not a curated record. Bases 1 to 984 code for a protein of 327 amino acids. Lineage: Eukaryota; Fungi; Ascomycota; Saccharomycetes; Saccharomycetales; Saccharomycetaceae.
AUGGCGUUGGAUAUAAGUAAAGAUAAUCUGGUCAAGUUUCAGGCAGUCAAGUCGUUUAGAGUUCCUGAGAACGAGAUAUCUCCCAUAACGUCGUUGAGUUACGACGAUCACGGCCAGUAUCUGCUGACAUCGUCAGCUAGCGAUAAUAUGCAUCUGUAUGAUGCGGUGAGCUGCAGAUUCCUGAAUACCAUUGCUUCCAAGAAAUAUGGAUGCCAUUCAGCUAAGUUCACGCACGCGCAAUCCGAAUGUGUCUACUCAUCGACGAUGAAGAGCUUCGAUAUAAGGCAUUUGAACCUGGAGACCAACCAGUAUUUGAGGUACUUCACUGGCCAUGGGGCGCUGGUGAGUGACAUUCAGGUUUCGCCGCUCAAUGACACGUUUCUGUCGGCAUCGUACGACGAGUCGGUGAGACUUUGGGACUUGCGGGCAUCGAAGUCGCAGGCAAUCGUUCCUAGCUUGGUGCCCAGCUGCAUUGCCUACGAUCCAAGCGGUUUGGUGUUUGCCCUUGGGAACCCAGAAAACAACGAAUUGGGAUUAUAUAACUUGAAGCAGCUGAAAAGCGGACCGUUUUUAGUGGUGAAGGUGAAGCCGGGGUUCACUCAAUGGAACAAACUGGAGUUCUCAAAUGAUGGGAAGUAUCUAUUACUGGGUUCUUCCGCUGGACGGCAGAUAAUAUUAGAUGCCUUUGAUGGAUCGCAGCUCUUUGAGCUGACAGGAACGAAGGCAUUCCCGCUGAGGGAGUUUAUGGAUUCCGGAUCAGCAUGUUUUACGCCUGACGGAAGAUUCACUCUGGGCGCAGACUACGAUGGCAGGAUUGCGGUGUGGAGCCAUUCCGAUUCCAUAAGCAGCAAGACGCUUAAACCCGUUGGAUUCAUUCCUGCAGCUCCUAAUUCUUGCCCAAGAACCAUUGCAUUCAAUCCUAAAUACGCAUCUUUUGUCACAGCAGAUGAAAAUGUUGACUUUUAUGUAAUUGGAGAUCAAUAA